AUGUACAGAGGCGGAAGAGGAGGCCGUGGUGGCUAUAACAAUAGUUAUAGUAACAACAACAAUUAUUCCAACCAGAAUUCAAACAACACGAACGGCAUGGGCCAGGACGCUGUCACUCUGGAAAUCUUUAACUGGAACAACGCUUCCACCAGUGAUCUUGCGUCAUUUAUAUCCAGAAAGACACGUGUUAGUAUAAGAAAUAUCCAGGUUGAUGCCACUACCAAUGUUUUGAGAGCAAGCGUUCGCAAUGACAAGGAGGCCCAAGAAGUUCAGAAACUCAACGGCUCCAAGUUUGCAGGUGCCAACUUGAAGAUUUCUAUAGUGGGUCUUCAAACCAGUUCGACUAUGGACCUCUUGAAGAGUUUUCUAGCCAGCCGGUACGAUUCCCAGUCUAAAAUGCUGAAUCUGGAGAACAUGAUCAACGACCCAAUACUGGUGUCCAACGGGUUGUUUUCAACUGCCAACACGUCUUCGAAGAUGUUUCCUGCCCUCAUGAAGCUGGCUGAAAUUGAAAAACUGGAUAUAGAGUCCGUGAAUUUGUCGAGCACAAAUCUCGGAGGGAUCAAUUUCACCAUGUCUAUACUGGGAACGACGUUUCCCAACCUGAAAAACCUUGCAUUAACCAACAACAACAUCACCAAGACGAGAUAUUUCGAUCAGUUCAAGGGCAGAUUCAACCAAUUGAGACAGCUGUACAUUUCUGGGAAUCCUGUGCUUAGCGAGAACCCCCAGCCCCAUCUGGUCAAGCUGUUUCCCAGACUUCUGAUCCUAGAUGGUGUGGUCGUUAGAGACGAGGCCAAGGUCAAUGCCAUUCUGACCUUCCCCAUUCAGUCUUCCUCGAUGUUUUUUGAGAGCAAAACCAUCCAGGACACUGCCACUGGAUUCGUGGCUAAUUUCCUGAACCUUUGGGAUACAAGAAGAGCGGAUUUGCUCCAGCUGUACACACCAGACUCUCAGUUUUCCUACCAGAUUGACACCACACAUAUCGCAGAUCCUGUCUCACAGUCGUCAAAUCUGCAGCCACAUAGUUGGGGAUACUAUAUUCCGAACUCCAGGAAUCUUACACGUGUUUCUGCGGGUAGAUCCAGAAUGGCAAGAUUGGCAAAGGGCCCCGAGGCGAUAUCGAAACUUUUCAAAAAUCUGCCAAAGACCAAGCACCAUCUCAUGGACCAGCCAGAUGCAUUUGCUAUGGAAGCAUGGUCGUUCCCAGCACUUCAGGGUAUAAUGGUGGUUUUGCACGGGGAAUUCGAAGAAAUUGGGGCUCCUGAGCAAAUCGCACACUCCACUGGAGGUCCAAAGGGUGCCCAUAGAAGACCGGGCAAUUAUCGCACGGAAGGGUCUCUGGAAAAACGGUCUUUUGACCGUACGUUUGUCAUCGUUCAGGGUCCAAACGGCUCUUUAAUUGUUGCAUCUGAUUUGCUGCUUAUUCGUGUCUACGCUGGCUCCAAAGCAUGGUCUACUCAGUCACCGACCCCAGCUCCAAGUGCACCAUCCGGUGUUGCAUCUCCGGUAGCCGCAGCACCCAGCAACAGCGCCAAUGUGAUCUCACCAGAAGUUUUGAACAAACUGACUCCUAUUCAGCAACAGAUGGCAGCUGCCGUCAUGAAUGAGACCAGGCUGAGUGCUCAAUUCACCCUGAUGCUUUGUGAGCAGAGCCAAUGGAACUACGAGGCAGCACUACAGAGUUUCCAGGCCUCGAAGGCUCAAAUUCCCCCUGAAGCUUUCCAAUAG
Messenger RNA from Kuraishia capsulata CBS 1993, 1731 nucleotides. RefSeq lists its product as uncharacterized. The record is from RefSeq and is a predicted model, not a curated record. The transcript has a single exon. Gene Ontology annotation, cellular component: nucleus. Bases 1 to 1731 code for a protein of 576 amino acids. NCBI's taxonomy places the organism in Eukaryota, Fungi, Ascomycota, Pichiomycetes, Pichiales, Pichiaceae. Gene Ontology annotation, biological process: poly(A)+ mRNA export from nucleus. Gene Ontology annotation, molecular function: RNA binding; protein binding.